UUUAGGUGGCACCCUAUUUCACACUACUCACCUCCUCCUCCCUGAGUGACUCAGCCGCUGAGGGAGAAGCCUCUAAACUAUUCAUUAAAACAGUGAGAUAGAGGUUGAUUCUACUUCCAGUCAUCUUUAGCUACACCUCAGUUUCAGGUCGGAGAACCACUUUAGAUCAUCUACGGACGAAAGCCAGGCUCUCUGCUAAAGGGAGAUCCUGACUGGAAGCCAGUAUGUCAAAUAUUGCCUUGAGAAAACCAUCUCCUGGAAAUGAUGUGAAGAGUACUCCUCUGGGGACUGCACUGAGGCAACAAGGUUUUCAUGAAGUGAACAAGCGAAGGACUUUCUUACAAGAUAGCAGCUGGAUAAAGAAGCGCCCUGAAGAAGAAAAAGAUGAAAACUAUGGCAGAGUGGUGCUCAAUCGACAUGCUUCCCAUGAGGCUUUAGACAGGAGCAAAAAUGAAAAGAAUGAGCAAAAAGUCAAAAUUACUCGAUACAGAUCUGAUGACACCUUAGACAGGAUUUCAGAAAGAAAUGAUGCUGCUAAAGCUCAUAAGGCCAAUACCUUGGAUAACCGACUAACUAAUAGAGACAUGUCCCCUUUCAGAGCAUCAGAAGCAACAAAACCACCAUCUGGAGUUUCUUUCAACACUAGCACCACUACAGGAGCCACUGCUGCUGCCACUCCGAUCACAACUCCUGUGAAGAAAAAGAGACAAUCUUGGUUUCCACCACCACCUCCAGGUUAUAACACUAUCCAGAAUGCAGCAGGAAACAGAAGGGAACCAAAUUCUCUGCCCUCAAUACUUCCAAGGCCCUAUUCUCCAGUUCCAUCACCUCCGCAGUCACAAAAGGAUAAUAUUAGGCAGAUAUGUCCUCCUAAACCAGGUAUACGUUUAGAAGACAACAGACCUGCUGAGAAAAAAACAAGAAGUCAAGAUCUAGAUGACAUCAUCAGAGUGGAUGCUGAUAAAAAUGACAAAGGAAGUCAAGACUUGGAUAAUCUCAUCAAAAUGAACAAAAACAUUAAUAGGAACCAAGGCUUGGAUGGCAUUUUCAGAACAAAUGCAAAGACAGAACAAACUGAUAAAAAAAAUCAAGAGCUUGAUAAUCUCAUUAAAGUGAACCACAGGACUGACAAAAAUGGCAAAGGAAAUGAAAAUCUUGACAAUAUAAUUAAAGUGAAGCCCAGGACUGAUGAAAAUGGCAAAGGAAACCAAAACCUUGACAAACUCAUCAGAGUGACCGUUCCUAAGGACAAAGAUGACAAAGGAAAACAAGGGCUUGAAAAUCUAAUUAAAGUGAAUCACACAACAGACCAAAAUGGAAAAAAAAGCCAAGACUUGGACAGCAUCAUCAAAGUGAAUGCUAGGACAGAUAAAAAUGGCAAAGGGGAUCAAGACCUUGAUAAUCUCAUCAAAGUAAAACCCAAUCAGAAUGAAAAUAUGCCUAGAAAACAAGACCUUGAUAGUGUCAUCAAAGUGAACACUGAAAGAAGUAAAAAUACUCAGAGGGAUCAGGAGCUUGACAGUUACAUCAAAGAGCAUCCCUCAGCAAACAGAAAUAUCCCAGGGGGCUCAAACCUAGACAAUCUAAUUGAAGUGAAUCCUGCAAUCCACAGAAAUAGCCAUGGGACCCAAGACCUUGAUCAUCUCAUCAAAGUAAGCCCAAGAACAGGAAAAAGUGAUCAGGGAAACCAAGACUUGGAUAAUCUCAUCAAAGUGGAUCGAACAGCAAACAAACCUGCUCCAGGGGGAGAAGGUCUUGAUAAGUUUAUCAGUGUGAACCCCAAAGCUGUCAAAAGUACCACAGGAAAUGAAGAUCUUGACAACUUCAUUAAAGUUAAUCCUGAAACUCUCAAAAACAAUCAGAGAAACCAAGAAGAUCUUGAUAAAUUUAUCAAAGUGACUCCUGAAGUUCUCAGAAACAAUCAGAGGAGCCAAGACCUGGAUAGAUUCAUUAAAGUGAAUCCAACAACUUUCAGAAAUAGCAAAAGGGACCAAGACCUUGACAAUCACAUUGAAGUUCAUUCUAAUAGAUCUAAAGAGAGUCAAAGAGACCUUGACAAUCUCAUAGAUGUAAACCCCAACAUAUACAACAAUGCAAAGCGACUAGAGGAACAUACCAAUGCAUCUACCAAUGCCUGGAAUAACCAAUCCAGCAUAAGCACAACCUAUUCUCAUGAAACCAGGACAUCUCCCAGCUAUAAUGCUCGAACCAGGUACUCAAGUCCAAAGGACCUUGUUGUGUACACAAGGACAUAUGUGGAGAAUAGCAAAUACCCAAAGGAUGGCUAUGAAGAAGGUAUCACCGGAAAAUAUAUACAAACAGUUUAUUCGACCUCUGAUAGGUCUGUCAUUGAAAAGGAUAUGUGUACCUAUUGUCGAAAGCCCCUGGGCUCAAAUACCAAAAUGAUCUUGGAUGAGCUACAGAUUUGCUGUCAUUCAACUUGCUUCAAGUGUGAAAUUUGCAAAAAGCCUUUGGAAAACCUGGAAGCUGGUGAUAGUAUUUGGAUCUAUAAACAUACUGUACAUUGUGAACCUUGCUACUCCAAAGUUGUAGCCAAGUGGAUUCUGUGAUUCUGACACAUGGAAACCAAGAUGAAUGCCAUUUAUUGGGAACAUUUAGUUUGGUUGUUUUUUUUUUAAAGAAAGCUUUUUAGUUAACAACAUUUAUUUUUAAGCUUUCUCACUGAAGAUUGAAAGAAUCAUAAGUAAAAUUGCUAAUCCUGCUAUGAAUCAAAUAGUCAUUGCAUAUGCUAAUGUUAGCCACAGGAAGGGAAUAUUCCAUUUAAAGCAGAUUUAGAGAUCAAAACUUAAACUGGCUGUAAGCAUUUUCUCCAGUCUUGCCCAUCAUAAGCAGUGCCAAUGCAGCAAUGAUUCUGAUGGCAAUGAGCACUGACAGAGUUAAGGAGGGCACUUCAAUUUCAGCCUGUGAGUCAUCAUUUUUAUUUUAAUUUAUUGCUUGGGUUUUUGGGUUUUUUUUGCCCAUCUUUAGUUUCUUGGCCCUUCAAUGAAUGUGUCAUCCUUUUAAUUUGUAUUAUUGAUGUGAAUUAAAAUACAUUUUAACAAAUCACUCAUGAAAUGAAGACAAAUCUGCCUAGCACAUGUCCAGAUGACAUCUACAAAAAAAUUUUGAUAGCUAAUUUCUGAGAACAUGGUAGCAAGGUUUAAUAUGGAACAGCUAGAAGGCACAAUGGAUAGAGUAGUGGACCUAAAGUAAAGAAGAUUUAUUUUCCUGAGUUCAAAUCUGGCCUGACACACUAAAUAGCUCUGUGACCCUGGGCAAGUCAUUUAAACUUAUUUGCCUCAGUUCCUCAUCUGUAAAAAUAAACUGGAGAAGGAAUAAGUAAACCACUCCAGUGUCUUUGCUAAGAAAAUACCAAAUGGGGUCACAAAGAAUUGGAAACAACUGAACAAAAGGUUUACUACAGAAGGGCAAAUUUCUACUUUAAAGAUAAGGAGGACCUAUGAUUUUGUAUUUCUCAAAUGUCCAAAGAAACAUUAUCUUGGUAGCUUAUUUUAUCAAAGAUAUUAUUUUUAUAGACUGUUUUAAGAACCAAAGGGAAUAGAUUUGUGGGUGAAUGACAAAAUCAUAUUAAAUGUAUACUUUGUAGGUAGUACCUUUGUUAAAUUUUUCUUUGCAUGCUUUUCAGAAUCUAGUUAAAGGCAUUCAAUGACAAACAAUGGUUAUGGUCUACAGAAGCACUUUCUUUGGUAUGCCUCACAUAUUCAUAUUGCAAAGCACUUUGUAUCUGCUUAUAAAAAUAAAUUUAAAUGCUUGUUAACAAACCUUUUUGUUGAGUGUGAUA
Monodelphis domestica (gray short-tailed opossum) is the source of this 3802-nucleotide messenger RNA. RefSeq names its product sciellin (gene SCEL). Gene Ontology annotation, cellular component: cytoplasm. Lineage: Eukaryota; Metazoa; Chordata; Mammalia; Didelphimorphia; Didelphidae. The record is from RefSeq and is a predicted model, not a curated record. Gene Ontology annotation, biological process: epidermis development.